AUGGCGCAACCCAAUAUCCCCUUGGACACUGCGUCAGUUAUCUCGACCGUGCUAGAGGGGAUACUGUACGGGUUCUCCGUGCUCAUGUUUAUAGGAACCUUAUGGGCCCUGGUUCAACGAAACAUGAGUGGUGCCGUCAAGCGCAGGAUGAUCGUCAUAGCAUACUCAUUGCUCUUAUUUAGUACUGCGCAUAUUAUAAUUGACAUCAUCCGGACAGAAGAAGGUCUGGUACAGCAGCGGGACACGUUUCCCGGUGGCCCCGUCGCAUUUUUCGCCGACGUCGCACAAUGGAGUUUCGUUUACAAGAACUUGCUGUAUACGUUGCAGACAUUGGUCGGGGAUGGUGUCGUGAUUUACCGGUGUUAUGUGGUCUGGCAAUCUUGGUAUAUCACUAUCAUUCCAGGUUUACUGUGGCUCUCUGUCGCAGGCACACCAGGCACCGGGAUAGGAAGCGUCUUCUCAAUCUCACGAGCGACAGUGAACAAAGAGAACAUUUUUGCACCAGGUACCGGACCAUGGAUCACCUCAUUCCUUGGUGCAACUCUGCUCGCGAACCUCGUGAGCACAUCCCUGCUCGCCUAUCGAAUUUGGAGCAUAGGGAGGCGGGUGUCGAAUACGGCUUCGGGGACAGGCGUCCUACGGCCUGUUCUACGCAUCGUACUUGACGCCGGCGUCUUAUACUCGAUAUCACUCCUGGCUGCCCUUAUAUGCUUCGUCACCAAAAACCACGGACACUACAUCCUGUUAGACAUGAUCAUGCCUAUCAUCUCUAUCACCUUCUUCAUGGUUAUAAUCCGCAUUAGUCUCAACGCAAGCUCCUCCCCCAGCGAAGAGCGGCUAGAGCCCUCUGAAAGCGUAUUCAGCACGUUCAUCACCCGACAUGGCCGCACCGCCUAUGAUGACCAGGAGCAGCACCCAAUGAAGAGAAUGGAGGUUCACAUCACUCAACUGACCGAGCAUGAUGAAUUCGGCCCUGCC
Messenger RNA from Suillus paluster, 978 nucleotides. RefSeq lists its product as uncharacterized. The annotation marks the transcript as partial. The transcript is spliced from 7 exons. The record is from RefSeq and is a predicted model, not a curated record. NCBI's taxonomy places the organism in Eukaryota, Fungi, Basidiomycota, Agaricomycetes, Boletales, Suillaceae.